AUGACCAUUGUAGACGCCGCCUCCAAACACGCCGUGCAGGCGUUCUUCGACUGCCUGAGAGCCGAGGUGGAGGAGUACGGCAUCUCCGUCAGCACCAUCAACCACACCUUCAUCAGCCCCUCGGGCCCCGGAGCCCGGCCCUCCAGGUCCCUGCUGUCACUGUUUUACUCCCAGAAGCCGCGCGGCGUUUCCCCGGACGAGGCGGCGGCCGAGGUCGUGAAGACUCUGAACCACAAGAGGAAGGAGGUGCUGAUCGCGCCGUCCCUCCCCAAGAUGGCCGUCUACGCCAGGUCCUUCUUCCCCAACGUCUUCUUCGCCGUGAUGGCGGCAGGAGUCAAGAGCUCUGCGGGGAACGACUAAAGCCUCCAGCCGUUC
This is a messenger RNA of Cololabis saira (Pacific saury), 375 nucleotides long. Its product is annotated as dehydrogenase/reductase SDR family member 7C-B-like. Gene Ontology annotation, molecular function: all-trans-retinol dehydrogenase (NAD+) activity. Gene Ontology annotation, cellular component: sarcoplasmic reticulum membrane. NCBI's taxonomy places the organism in Eukaryota, Metazoa, Chordata, Actinopteri, Beloniformes, Belonidae. The transcript has 3 exons. The record is from RefSeq and is a predicted model, not a curated record. Gene Ontology annotation, biological process: regulation of release of sequestered calcium ion into cytosol by sarcoplasmic reticulum. Bases 1 to 360 code for a protein of 119 amino acids.